AUGUCAAUCCUUGUGCGGCCUCCUAAACGCCGGCUAGACGACAUUGAGGCUCUUACAGACCAGAACCACCGCCGAUUUUCACGAGGCUUCAGUCAGGGAUCAGGCAAUUCUUUAGGGAUUAAUGGGUAUUCGGAGGCUGACUAUGGACUCCUUGAAGACCGCUUGGAGGUAUCUAGGGAUGGAUCUAGGUUUGCGCCCCGAUUCAGGGACUUGACAUCACCCUCUCGCUUCGAAGAGUCGCUUCAGACCCAGAGGAAGUUUUCUCAGAAUGCGUCGAUCGUCCUAAUCGGUAUACGUGGUACGGGCAAGUCAAGUCUUGCGGUGAUGCUCGCUGCAACCUAUGGGAGACGUUUGAUUGAAGCAGACCGAUACUUUCAGCAGGUGACAGGGCGCUCUCGUGCCGCCUAUAAAAAGGAAUACACCCCUCCACAAUACCGUCGACAAGAGGCUAUUGUGAUGGAAUCUAUGCUCAUGGACCAUCAACACGAUUGCGUUAUUGUCUGUGGAUCGGGCGACGUGGAGCGCAAUGGACAGAUCCUGCUCAGAGAAUAUGCGAAAACCCACCCCGUUAUCCAUAUACUUCGGGAUUUAGGAAGCAUCAAGUCUUAUCUGAGAACAUGGGAUACUGAGAAGGUCCGUCGAUUACUUAAGUUGUCCGGUCCGAUCUACCGAGCAUGUUCAAAUUUUGAAUUCUUCAAUGUCUCCGAGAAAGGCAUUGGAGAUCAAACACUCGGCAAGGAUAGCCAACACUAUACUCAGUGGGAUGCGGAGGUGGACCAGCGAGCUCAAACCUCAGCUCCGUUCCUGAUGCUCAAGCGGCUGCAGCGCGAUUUUCUCCGCUUCGUGGCGUUUGCUACUGGUAAUAUCUCCGAGUUGAGGAACCAACUUUCACCAUUCCCUCUACAUAUGCAGCCGAUUGAGUCCCGCAAAUUCACAUAUGCCGCUACCGUGCCAAUAUCCUCCCUUCUCGAACGCGAUUUAGAUAUCGAAGAGCUGGAAUCAACCGCGGAUGCUUUUGAGCUUAAGAUUGAUGUGUCCGCAACGCCGUCUGCUCAACUAGGGACUGAGUCGAAUCUCAUGGACGGUAUUAGUCAAAUUGUGGCCACAGUGCGACGCAACAUAAUUGUCCCUUUGAUAUAUCACGUUGAUCGCAGGGUCGUUUCGGCUAAUCAGCAUACCGAACCCUCGCGGCGUUCAGGAGCAUCUUACCUAGAACUAGUGCAGCAAGGUCUACGCUUGGGACCAGAAUUUGUGACAGUCGAUCUAUCAUUCGAGGAUAGCCUUUUGUCUCAAAUCAUCGCCUCAAAGGGCUCAACCAAGGUCAUCGGGCAUUAUUCAGCCGACCAGUCCCUUCCUAAAGGUUGGGAUGAUCCUGAGUACUUCUCAAUAUAUGAGCGGGCGAAGCGGCUUGGAUGUGAUAUGGUUCGCUUAACGCAACCCGCAGCGUCAAUUGAUGACAACUUCGCCGUUGAACGCUUCCGCCACCAGGUUAAAACUCUUCCUGGGUCACAGUUGCCUGUCAUCGCCUAUAAUUCUGGCCCCCUAGGCCGAAAAUCAUGCUGUUUCAACCCAAUAUUGACACCUGUGAUCUCUCGGCCCCUAACCUCUGAAGCUGUAACGAAAGAGUUGCCGUCUAUCACUAUAAAAGAAGCGCAAGAUGCGCUCUACUCCUCAUUUGUGCUAGAUCCUAUGCAAUUCUUCGUCUUCGGUGCCAACACUACUUAUAGUUUGUCUCCGGCAAUGCACAACGCAGCCUUUGAGAUGCGCGGCAUGCCCCAUACCUAUCGAAUUCAUCAGUCGGCGACGUUGCGAGGACUCAACGAGCUAGUUGAGAAUCCAAACUUCGGUGGGAGUAGUGUCAGCCUGCCAUAUAAAACAGAAGUAAUUCCUCUCCUCCAUUCGAUGUCUCCUCAUGCCCGUGCUAUCGGGGCUGUCAACACCUUGAUCCCUAUUCGUGACCUCGAGACCAGUACGGAUAAUUCUUUGGACAUGGAAAAAAGUCGAUCAGGACCGAUCAAGGGUUUGCAUGGAGAUAACACAGACUGGAUUGGUAUCUGCAAUUGCAUACGGCGAGGACUGUCUCCGGCCAACGCCAUCCGGCCCUCCACAACGGGGCUGGUCAUUGGAGCCGGUGGAAUGGCCCGUGCCGCGAUAUAUUCUAUGAUUCAUUUAGGAGUCCAGAAUAUCUUCAUCUGGAACCGUACGUUUGUUAAUUCCGAAAAGCUAGCCCAGCAUUAUAUGCGACUGAACCUUCACACCCUUGGUAGAAGCGGACCAUCCUCCAACUAUCACAUACACGUCUUGGAGUCUUUGCAGAACAGCUGGCCGGCCAACUACAAGCAACCAACCAUAAUCUGCUCAGGUAUUCCGGCGCACCGGAUAGGUGACCAACCUGCACCAAACUUUCGGCUUCCUUCGCAGUGGAUCGAGAGCCCUACGGGUGGAGUAGUCGUAGAUCUCGCCUACAAACCGCUCAACACUCCCCUCAUGCGCCAGAUCCGUUCUCUAUCCCAUCGUGGCUGGGUCGCUCUCGACGGUCUGGAUGUCCUCCCUGAGCAAGGAUUUGCCCAAUUCGAGCUCUUCACCGGAUGUCGCGCUCCCCGACGACUAAUGCGCACUAUCGUAUUGCAAGAGUACAAAGAAGAGGAGCAGGACGCGGAUUAUGAUCUGCAAACUCGGCUUGAGAAUCUCGAUGGGCAACCUAUGUGA
Molecule: messenger RNA, 2709 nt
Organism: Talaromyces proteolyticus
Lineage: Eukaryota; Fungi; Ascomycota; Eurotiomycetes; Eurotiales; Trichocomaceae
Product: type I 3-dehydroquinase-domain-containing protein
Exons: 2
Coding region: 1-2709 (902 amino acids)
Biological process (GO): chorismate biosynthetic process
Molecular function (GO): 3-dehydroquinate dehydratase activity; shikimate 3-dehydrogenase (NADP+) activity; 3-phosphoshikimate 1-carboxyvinyltransferase activity
Source: RefSeq, a predicted model, not a curated record